Molecule: messenger RNA, 1605 nt
Organism: Oppia nitens
Lineage: Eukaryota; Metazoa; Arthropoda; Arachnida; Sarcoptiformes; Oppiidae
Product: leucine-rich repeat-containing G-protein coupled receptor 4-like
Exons: 1
Coding region: 1-1566 (521 amino acids)
Molecular function (GO): protein binding
Source: RefSeq, a predicted model, not a curated record
AUGAAGAAUUAUCUCAAUUUAAUAUUUAUUUUAAUAUUUUGUUUUAUGAAUUACUUUUCAAACACAUUGAUCGACGCGUUGUGUCCAAUGAGAUGCAAUUGUAAUGACGAACGAUUGAUUGCAUUUUGUAAUAAUUCGCUUCUGGAUGUCGUUCCCAUUACACUGAAUCCAGAAUUGAAAGAAUUAUAUUUAAGUAAUAAUCAGAUAAAAAAUAUAUUUUCCUCUUUUACUGUAUAUCGAGAUCUAGAGGUAUUAGAUAUGACUCAUAACUCAAUGACAAGUUUAGGCAAAAAGAAUUUUAAUUUACAAAAUCAUCUAAAAGUGAUGUCUGUGUCCAACAAUAUGAUUACACAAAUUAAUAAUUUGACAUUUUAUGGACUUUCAUCACUACAUGUGCUCAACUUGAAUGACAAUUUGCUUCAAGAUUUGCCAUUCAGAGUGUUUGCGACUUUAAUUAGUUUAGAAAAACUAGAUUUGAGUUCAAAUGCAAUAAAUAGUGUUUCUCCCGAAGCGUUUUCUGGACUAAAUAAUUUAAAAAGUCUUAUAUUAAGGAACAACCGUCUGGUUCGGGUGCCAUCAGUUGCGUUCUCGCAUUUGCCAAAUCUGGUCAAACUGGACAUCGGUUUCAACUCAUUCAUAGAAAUGCCUGAUUAUGCCUUUUCCUCAUUGAUGAGCUUACAGGAACUCCUACUUGAUUCGUGUUCAGUGACAUCAAUACCAGAGACAGCAUUCCUUCAUUUAUCUCAUUUGCGGCAAUUAAACCUUCGGGACAACCAUUUGACACAAAUACCAACCGAAGCGUUGGAGAAUCUGAAGAAUUUGAAUGAAUUAAUCAUAAGCGGUAAUAGAGUGCAAAUUAUAACAGCGUUUGCUUUCCGCGGUCUUACAAACCUUAAGGUUCUGGAGAUGUCAUAUCUGAGCCAAUUGUCUUACAUCGAUAGGGAUGCGCUCAUCGAGAAUGUGAGGCUUAAGAAAAUAGUUUUGGAAUUUAAUGAAAAGUUAAAGAAUGUAUUUAUCGGCACUUUUGACGCCAAUUCAGCAAAUCUGAAGUAUCUUUCAUUGAGAGGCAAUUCAAUGGAGACAUUGCAUUCAAGACUCGUUCAAUGGCAACGACUCGACUUUCUUGAUAUUAGAGAAAAUCCAUUUAAUUGUAACUGUUCUCUGGUAUGGUUCUGGAAAUUCCUUAAAGAAUCUAAUUUGACGACAAAAGAGUAUUUGGAAAGUGUUGUCUGUGCCAAACCCCCUAAUCUUAUGUCUCAUCCAUUGAUGUCAAUACCCGUAUCAGACUUAGGUUGCUAUGAAAGCAAGAAUUCUCAAUAUUUGACGACAACCCUAAUUGUGUUCACCGUUUGCACCAUUUGUUGCAUUUUUGUUGGUCUUUGGUGUCGCACAAGACUAACCUAUUUGAUGCAUAAGAAACAAUAUGAACAGUCAUUAUAUCCAGCACUGACUGAUGACAUCACCUAUGAAAAGGGCAGAAUUAUUGAUAACCAAGUGAUGUGUUCUCCAACCACUGCUAUUAUGAUUAAGCCUCCCAUUAGGAUCGCACCUAUAACUGAGCUAUAAUUCAUUAUAACAUACUAUCCCAUUAAAAAUAGUGCAAAA